UUUUUUUUUACUCUCCAUCCCCCUUCUUCCCCCUUUUUUUUCUUUCUUAUAUUUAUUUACACAUUAUAUACUACUUUUACUAUUAUUACUUGUAUUUGUACAUUCUAUAGUCAAACUUGUUUUUAUCAUGGAUAUUCAAACCACUUAUAUUCCCCCUCAUACUGAAGUUGUAUCAUCUAGUCAUUAUGCAUCAAACUCUUGUCAAAGAAAAGUGACUCAGUCAUCUUUUACGUUUCCACCUACUCAAGUUAAACUGGAUUCAAUAGAUGAUGAAGAAGAACCUAUCAAUACACCUGUACCUCAACAAGUAUCAAAUUCUCCAACAUCUGACGACCAACAACAAGGAGAAGAAAAUGAAGAAGAGGAAGAAGAAACAUUUGUUGAUGAUAAACCUACUUAUUCAGCAGCAAUGUAUUUGGCUUGUCGAGAUAAACGCAAAAGUAGUCCUGCAGUUCUGGGUUUACUUGGACUUGGUGAAGAAGCUGAAUCCAAACUUAGUAUUCAUCUCUCUCAACAUCGAAAUUCUAUUGAAGCUGCUAUGCUUUUAGCUAAUUUUAAUCGACCUCAACAACAAUCUCGACCUUCUUCUCAACUUGAAAAAAAAUCAACUUGGCAAGAUACCAUGUCCGUAGAUUCUAAUCCUGAUAGAAAGAGUACUUCUUAUUGGGAAGACGCUGUGCAGGCCACUCGUCAACGUCGACGGUAUUCAUAUGAUAGCAAGAUGACUUGGAAAACUAUGCCCACUACCUUUUUGGAACAAGCCUCUUUAUUACAAGAAUUAAAAGUUAAGCCUAUCAAGUUACCAUCCGCUUCUUCUUCAUCAUCAUCCUCGGUUAUAUCUAGUCCAUAUCACAAAUCAACAACUUGGUAUUCUGACCCAAUGUUGGAUCAUACUUCUCAUCCUCAUCAUCCUACUCCUCCUCUACAACAACAACAACAAUUACAACGUCAUAUGCAACAUAUUCAACCUCAUCAUCCUCAAAUGUAUCGUCCUAUGUACCCACCUAUGCAUCCUUUGGCUACUUCUGAUCAAUCAUCUUCUCAACCUUUACAUCCAUUACCACCACCCGGUUAUUAUCCUUAUCCUUAUCAAUCAAAUCAACAAGGUUAUUAUUUCCCUGGCAAGUUACCUAUACUCAUGGAUAGUAACAAUAAUAAUAACGGCAACAAUACAAAUGGUAUGAUGAUGCAUCCUCCUCCUCAUCUUCAUCCUUUACAUCUUCAACAUCUUCAACAACAACAUCCUCAUGCAAUGGCAGCAUCCAUGGCCACUCCACCUGUCAAACCCAAACGAAAAAGACGUGAUCAAAAUGAAGAUGAAGAAAAUCUCGGUCAAGUCAUGCCAGGUGAUGCUGAUUUUCCGGAUAUGGGAGAAAGAGAUGUGGAAGCAGCAAGAAAUGACGUGGAAGCAAGACCGAGACGACAGAAAUUACGUUAUGUGGGAGAUAUGUAUACUCCUCAAUGGGUCCGAUACAAUGGUCAAUCCAAAGAAGGUUUAUGUGAUACUUGCAAACCUGGCAAAUGGCUACAAUUGAAAAAUAGUGCUUUUUGGUAUCAUAAACAAUUCUUUCAUGGUAUUUCUUCAGUAUCUGGAAAAGAAUUCUUGCAACCUUUGGAAACUCGUUGGGUAGAUCAAGAUAUUGUUGAAGGACUUUGUCAUCAAUGUCAACAAUGGGUGUCUGUUAGCAAUGUGAAAAGAAAAAAUAGUGUACUUUGGUAUCGUCAUGCUCACAAGUGUCAUGUAUACCAUAAACCGAAGAAUGGAUCUCCAAAGAGAAGAGGAAAUUAGUCUCCCCUCCUUUUCUUGAAUAUUACUUUGUUUAUCUUCGUAUUUUAGACUUCUCCCCAUUUCCCCUCCUUCCUUUUUUUUUUUUAUACUUGACUAUCCUCUUUUUUUUUUCUUAUUGAUUAUUAUUCUUAUUUUCUGUCUCUAUCUCUCUUGUAUAUAUAUACAUAUUGACUUGCUACCUAUAUUUAGUUUAUCCAUUACCCCCUCUUAUCUAUAAAUAUCAUCUCUCUUUUUCAAUAUUGAUUCGUAUACAAAAAAAAA
Molecule: messenger RNA, 2050 nt
Organism: Halteromyces radiatus
Lineage: Eukaryota; Fungi; Mucoromycota; Mucoromycetes; Mucorales; Cunninghamellaceae
Exons: 4
Coding region: 128-1789 (553 amino acids)
Source: RefSeq, a predicted model, not a curated record